GAAACACCGGAUGUGUGUGUCCAGUCCUCGGCAGCUUCACGCACCUGGAGCGGCUUCUUCCUCACUUCGACUCACUCUCACUGUAAACCGCAGCCUGUGUGCGCUCACACGGCCAUGGCUCCCGUCCUGUGUCGGAUCCAGUACCUGGAGGAUUCUGACCCGUUCAUCUGCACCAACUUCCCCGAACCUCGCAGACCUCCGACGGUGAACCUGGACGAGAACCUGCCGCUGAGUGAACAUAUCUCCGGGAUCCACGCGCUGCUCGAGGCGCCGCUGAAGUUGGAAGAGUGCACUCUUCAAGUGUCUCCUCAUGGAAAUUAUCUGGACUUGGACUCGUCUCUGUCUGAGCAGAGAGACGAGCUGGAGACAUUUUACCAGGACAUCAGUAAAGGAAAGAAACCCGUCCUGAUCCUGAGGACUCAGCUCUCCGUCCGUGUUCACUCCAUCCUUGAGAAACUCUACAACUGUCACGGUCCAGAGUUGAGACGCUCGCUGUUCUCACUGAAACAGCUGUUCCAGGACGAUAAAGACCUGGUUCCAGAGUUUGUGGCGUCUGAAGGUUUGACGUGUCUCAUUAAAGUCGGAGCUGAGGCCGAUCACAACUAUCAGAACUACAUACUGAGAGCUCUCAGUCAGAUCAUGCUCUUUGUGGACGGAAUGGACGGUGUCAUUAACCACAGUGAGACACUGCAGUGGCUCUACACACUGACAGGAAGUCAGUCUCGUCUGGUGGUGAAAACGUCUCUGAAGCUUCUCAUCGUGUUCGUGGAAUAUUCAGAGUCCAACAGUCCUCUACUCAUCCACGCUGUCAACACGGUGGACACACGCAGAGGUAUGAAGCCCUGGAGUUUUGUCGUCGAUGUUCUGGACGAGAAACACGUCUCAGACUCAGAGCUGCAGGUGUUUGCUAUGACGCUCAUCAACAAGACUCUGUCCGUCCUUCCAGACCAGGACUCCUUCUACGAUGUGACGGACAGUCUGGAGCAGCUCGGCAUGGAGACGAUUAUCCACCGACACAUGAACGAGACCACAGAGAGUGACCUGAGAGCUCAGUUUACCGUCUAUGAGACAUCUCUGAAGUACGAGGAUGGUGAUGUCGAUGACUCCUCCUCCUCCCUCCUCCGUAAAGAAAGAAGAAAAAUCGCUGCUAAUGAUCAAGAGAGUCGAAAGAGUCGCCGCUCAUCGAAUCAAAACCUUCCGGACCUCCUGUCGACCUCCACAGACUCCUCCCCCUCCAACUCAACCACUCCCCCUCCCUUCCUUUCCCCCUCCUCUGACCUCACCACCCUCUCCCCCACCCUCUCCUCUGCCUCCUCCUCCUCCAGCCCCACGGCGACGCUCGACAGCAGAGCUUCUUCUCCAUUAACCCCUGACCCUGGAAGUCCUGCCUCCAGUCCAUCCGGAUCACUGAGAGCGUCUCCACUGCCCCCCCACACCCCCACUAACGGAACCAUGACCAUUGAAAUGGACACGAGGACAACGUCCAGCCCGAGUCGCUCUUUCCUCACUCACCACAUGUCAAGUCUGGGCAGGAAGUCCAGGUUCUUCUCCAAAACCAGCUCUAUCUGUGAAGAGUCUUCAGCUACCAGCAGCUUGCCCUCUGAUCUCUCUCUCCAGGUGAAGUCGUCUGAAAUGAAUCCAGAUCAAUCAAAGGUGGAGACAAAGACAAGUUUCAACUUUGCGGAGGCUGACAGCCUCUACUGCCCAGGUAGUGUGAAUCAGGACAAACCAGUUCUGAAGAAGUUUGAAGACACCUUCCUGCGCAGCCUUGCAGCAACUCAGUGGGAGAAGAAGAGAAGAAGUAAACACUUCAGCCAAUCCAGACUGUCCUCAUCUGAUGACAUCAGCAGCCCUCAGCCCACAGCAGAGGAGGGAGGGGCCAACAGUACUGUGGAGGCGUCACAGAGCACUGCUGCACUGCAGUGCAGCACACUCUCCAACGACAAGAAGUUCCUGAUGGACAUGCUCUACUCCACGACCGCCACGCCCCUGAGCCCAACAGCCACGCCCCUGAGCCCGACAGCCACGCCCCCGAGCCCGAUAGCCACCAUUACCGACACCAGUGAAGCAGAAGGAAGCCUUCAGGCUGGCGGCGGUGGUGAACUGUGUGGUUGGGGUCGUGUGUCAGAGCGUCUGUCCAGCUUUAGAGCGCAUUCUCUAGAACCCUCUGCCUCUGAGGGCAGCGCCUCACGCAGGGCAGAACUGGAAGGGCUAGAAGGCUCCGCCCAGGCAGCACUGGCCCGACUGGCUGAAAACCAACAGCAGCGUUACCUGCGGCAGCAGAGCAGCAUUGACUUGGAGAACCCCGCCCGUCGCUUAGAAACCACCCAGAUGACCCCACUUUGUCCUGGUGGUGGCGCUGAUGCGUGGGAGCAGCUGCAGCCGAGCGCCGCCGCUCUGCGCAUUAAAGACCUGGACUUUUCUGACCUUCUGGAUGAGGAGGACAUCGACGUCCUGGACAUGGACACGCUGGACUCCACCUCCGCUGCCUCAUGCUUUUCUGGCAUUCCUCCUCCUCCCCCUCUUCCUCCUCCUCCUCCAGGCUUGGGCCCCCCCCCUCCGCCUCCUCCUCCUCCAGGCCUGGUUAUGCCUCCUCCCCCACCACCUCCUCCCUUACCCCCAGGUGCUCCACCCCCUUCUUUUUUGGCAGCAGCAGAGUUUCCUCAGAAGAAGAAGAAGACAGUGAAGUUAUUCUGGAAGGAGCUGAAACAGCCCGAUCGACCCAAGAAGUGUCGCUUUGGCCGCGGGACGGUGUGGGCGUCACUGGACAAGGUGGCGGUGGACACUGUCCGCCUCGAACACCUGUUUGAGUCCAAGGCCAAGGAACUCCCUGUUACCAAGAAAGGACCUGAGAUUAAGAAGUCUGAGAUUCUGGUUCUGGACCCAAAGAGAAGCAAUACCAUCAACAUUGGUAUGACUGUUCUGCCCACGGUCCACGUCAUCAAGACCGCCAUCCUCAACUUUGAUGAGUUUGCCAUCAGUAAGGAGGGGAUCGAGAAGAUACUGACCAUGACACCAACAGAUGAGGAGAAGCAGAAGAUCCAGGAGGCGCAGCUCGCCAACCCGGACGUACCUCUGGGUCCGGCAGAGCAGUUCCUGCUCAGUCUGGCCUCCAUCAGUGCCCUGACCCCCCGUCUGCAGCUGUGGGCCUUCAAACUCAACUACGAGACGCUGGAGAAGGAGAUCGCAGAGCCACUGUUUGACCUCAAGCUUGGGAUGGAGCAGCUGGCGUCCAAUCAGACUUUCAGGAGGACGCUCGCCACCCUGCUCGCCAUCGGAAACUUCCUCAACAGUUCCAAUGCUAAAGGCUUUGAACUGAGUUAUCUGGAGAAGGUGGUGGAGGUGAAGGACACUGUCCACCGUCAGUCUCUGCUCCAUCACACCUGCAGCCUGGUCCUGGAAAAUUACCCAGAAUCCUCAGACAUUUACUCUGAGAUUCCCGCCAUCAGCCGCUCAGCAAAGGUGGACUUUGAGUUGCUGUCAGAGAACCUGGUCCAGCUGGAGAGGCGCUGCAAAGCAUCAUGGGACAAUCUGAAGGUGGUUACCAAACACGAGGCAAAGGUGGCGCUGAAGAACAAGAUGACAGAAUUCUUGAAGGACUGUACCCAGAGGAUCAUCAUCCUGAAGGUGGUGCACCGGAGGGUCAUCAACAGGUUCCACUCCUUCCUCCUCUUCCUCGGUCAGCCUUUGUCGUCUGUCAGAGAAAUCAAGGUCACGACCUUUUGUCGCAUCAUUAGCGAGUUUUCUCUAGAGUAUCGUACGAGCAGAGAGAGGGUGGUCACGCAGAAACGUAAACGCGCUGCUCAUCGGGAAAGAACCAAGACCAGAGGAAAGAUGAUCACGGAUACGGAGAAAUUCUCCGGGGCGGUGUCUCUUCUGGAUAGCCCCUCCCUUGUGACCCAGGCAGCUGUGGAGGCGGAGCCUGAUGCGGAAGAGGAGCAUGAGAACAUGAAGAACCUGUUGAUCAGCAGUGAAGUCGGACUGAGACGCUCCAGAGCUGUCCGCAGUCUUGGCCGGGUGAGUCCAUCUCUGAUGUCCGUGGCCAAAGAUGAUGGUUCAAAUUCCCAGGAUGAUGCCACAGAUGAAAUCAUGGAUCGACUCGUCAAAUCUGUUACCCACAAUCCCUCAGUCCGAGCACCAAGCCCCAGGACCCGGAAACGGUCCCGUCUCAACAGGAAGUCAUUGAGGAGGACUCUUAAGUCUGGUCUCAGUGUGGACGUGGUUCAGGCUCUGGGAUUCAACAACAAGACUGAAGACAGAGUCUGAUCACAACUAUCGAGGAGACACAAGGAGACGGACAAUUGACAGCAUUUAUUCUGUCCAGUGUUCAUGUGUCACAGAUGAAUCACUCUCUCUCACUCACUCACUCACACUCAUUCACUCACUGACUCACUCACAGAUUCACACUCAUUCACUCACUCACUCACACAUUAACACACUCACCCUCAUUCACACACUCACUCACUCACACAUUCAUUCACUCACUCACUCACACUCGUUCACUCACACAUUCACACACUCACUCACCCUCAUUCACACACUCACUCACUCACACAUUCAUUCACUCACUCACUCACACUCAUUCACUCACACAUUCACACACUCACUCACCCCUCUGUCCUCUUGUCUUGUGAUCAGUGUGUUUUAAUUUAAUUUUUAAACAGUUGAAUAAAACGUUACAAAUGUU
This is a messenger RNA of Solea solea (common sole), 4687 nucleotides long. RefSeq names its product formin homology 2 domain containing 1 (gene fhod1). The record is from RefSeq and is a predicted model, not a curated record. Bases 115 to 4266 code for a protein of 1383 amino acids. Gene Ontology annotation, molecular function: actin filament binding. The transcript is spliced from 27 exons. Gene Ontology annotation, cellular component: cytoplasm; cytoskeleton. Lineage: Eukaryota; Metazoa; Chordata; Actinopteri; Pleuronectiformes; Soleidae. Gene Ontology annotation, biological process: actin filament network formation; cortical actin cytoskeleton organization.